AUGGCUAUCCAGAAGCUUCAAGUGGGAAUGGCCGGUCUUGGUCGUGUCGGCAAGUUCCACGCCCUCAACUUUCUCCAGCGAACUCCUCGUGCUGAGCUUGUUGCCGCAUUUACUCCGGAUCCAAAUGAGAUAUCCUGGGGCAAGCUGAAUCUUGAGCCUCAUGGGGUAACUCUCUAUGAUAAUUAUGACGAGAUGCUCAAGCACCCCGGGCUCCAGGCCGUGGCUAUUGGGACUGCAACAUCGGUGCAUGCCGAGGAGGCUAUCAAGGCUAUUGAGCAAGAUUUACAUGUGCUAUGCGAAAAGCCUCUCUCUAUUGAUGUCGAAGUGUGCAAGGCUGUGACUCAGGCCGCGAAGAAGAAGCCGCAUCUGAAAGUGAUGUGCGGAUUCUCUCGCAGGUUCGACGAGUCGUACCGGGAUGCCUACAGCAAGACGGAACAAGGUCUAAUUGGACGUCCUUCUGUGAUUCGUAGUCAAACUUGCGACAAGUUUGAUCCUUCCGGCUUCUACGUCGAGUACGCUGCCUGGUCCGGUGGCGUGUUUGUCGAUAUGUGCGUCCAUGAUAUUGACCUAACUCUCUGGUUCUUUGGAGAUGAUGUCAUCCCGAAGAGCAUCUCAGCACAUGGCAUCACAGCUGUGCAGCCAGAGCUGAAGAAACACAAGGAUUAUGACAACGCCGUCGGCAUAGUCGAGUUCCAGAACGGCAAGAUUGCUUAUUAUUACUGUACACGCAUGAUGGCCCACGGCCAAGAGGACACCACCGAGAUUAUCGGGACUGAAGGCAAGCUGUCUGUGAACAGCAAUCCGCAGCGCAAUUUCGUCAAUCUUUACCAUGCGGGUGGUAUCACUCGUGAAGUCCCUCCGAAUUUUAUGGGGCGGUUCGGCCCUGCUUUUGUGCAGGAGGCGAAUGAGUUCACUGCCGCAUGUCUGGAUGACACCCCACUCCCGAUGAAACUCAGUAAUGCUGUCAAAGCGGUUGAGAUUGGGGCUUAUUUGCAAGAGGCAUUGAGGACGGGGAAGCAGAUUCACUUUGAUGAGAUUGGCCGACGCAUUGAGACGGCUCAGCUGUAA
This is a messenger RNA of Penicillium macrosclerotiorum, 1068 nucleotides long. RefSeq names its product putative NAD binding Rossmann fold oxidoreductase. The record is from RefSeq and is a predicted model, not a curated record. The transcript is spliced from 2 exons. Gene Ontology annotation, cellular component: cytoplasm. The coding region runs from base 1 to 1068 and encodes 355 amino acids. Gene Ontology annotation, biological process: NADPH regeneration. Gene Ontology annotation, molecular function: oxidoreductase activity; nucleotide binding. NCBI's taxonomy places the organism in Eukaryota, Fungi, Ascomycota, Eurotiomycetes, Eurotiales, Aspergillaceae.